Colletotrichum phormii is the source of this 999-nucleotide messenger RNA. RefSeq lists its product as uncharacterized. The record is from RefSeq and is a predicted model, not a curated record. Lineage: Eukaryota; Fungi; Ascomycota; Sordariomycetes; Glomerellales; Glomerellaceae. Bases 1 to 999 code for a protein of 332 amino acids. The transcript has a single exon.
AUGACUUCCCAAUACAACAAGCGCGUCGACUUCAAAAUGGGUAACCUCCAAACUGCCCUGACAUAUACCCCGCGGCCCUCCGGAGACUUUCCGUCCCCAAAGGCCGCAGAAGCGACAGAUUGGCUCUCGCACAUUCUCUCCGAGAACGAGUCGGGCCGUUUCAUGAGCCCAACAACGCAAGCCCGCGCCGAGAGGCUUCGUCACCUUUGUUCCGAGGCUGUACAUUGGCCCCUUUCAGAUGCGAAGAACCCUGCCCUCAACGCAGUGAAACAUGGCCGCCAUGAGAUCGAGUCCCUCAUCCGCAUCGAUAGCCGCAAGGACGCAGCGGGUCUGAAGUGGACUUGCAUGGCCAAAGACUACAUCAUCACGCGCUACGCCCCAUACUCGGAGAAGCUCAAGAACAAGCGCCGGAGCAUGGAGAGUCAGACAUGGAGACAACUCUUUAACGGCCGCAAGUCAGUCGGCCCCAUCAUCAAGUGUCCCUAUGAGACAUCGGCCGUGUUCGCCGUCAUGGACUGGGUCGAUAUUGACCGCAUUCUCGACUUCGAGACGCGUGAGAACGCGAGAUGGACCGAGUACCCGGGUAUCUCAGCCUUUGUCGACUUCUCGACAAAGAUUCCGGGGAGACAGCCCCCGCCGAAGCUGACCAGCUAUGUGGAGAACGUGGUCAAGGAGCACGGCGACUUGGAUUGGGGAAAGGUGCGGAAGUUCAUCAAGAUGUACAUCGCACAGCGUUACCCGGCGUCCCCCAACUUGUACACCGAGACCGAUUGGUUCGAAACCCCUUUGCUGUUUCUCAACGUUCCCAACAGACGAUACGAGAUUCAGGAGAAGACGUCAAGUCCUUCGAGCGACAGGUCCGAGUUCUCGGAAGAGGCCCAACGCCAGAGACGCCAAAAGUUCGACGAAGACUCCCGAGCCCUGUCGGAAUGGACUCCACGUUGCUGCUCUAACUAUAAGCUAAUGGCAAUUCGGGCGAUGGCUGACUUGGGAGCUUAA